Suillus discolor is the source of this 2958-nucleotide messenger RNA. Its product is annotated as RNA dependent RNA polymerase-domain-containing protein. The coding region runs from base 1 to 2958 and encodes 985 amino acids. Gene Ontology annotation, cellular component: nuclear RNA-directed RNA polymerase complex. NCBI's taxonomy places the organism in Eukaryota, Fungi, Basidiomycota, Agaricomycetes, Boletales, Suillaceae. Gene Ontology annotation, molecular function: RNA-directed RNA polymerase activity. Gene Ontology annotation, biological process: siRNA processing. The record is from RefSeq and is a predicted model, not a curated record. The transcript has 11 exons.
AUGUCGUCCGUUGGAUCCAUGGGCCUGAAGCGUGCACCAGACUGCUCGUUGCCUCCCUCACCGGCGGCUACAUGCGAAGUCUCGCCGUGCACACCAGUUGUGAAUCUUCCACAAGUCGGGAAAAGUCGAAAAUGGAGUCCCUUCGAGCUCGGUGUCGAAUUAGAUAUCGUCAACAUUGCUCACUGCGAGAAGGCUCAGCUAGUUCUUGAUCGACAUGAACUCGCAUGGGGAACGAUUUUCGAACUGGCACGAGGUGUCACCCGUGGCAUGUGGACAUUCCAAGACAUGACGGAGCACCGUCUACGAAAACUCGAAGGUACGAAUGCUCAAUCUGCCUGGAAAGUCGCUACCGUCAUGGCAGACAAAGAGCCAUCUGGGAUGGGGGCGCCAUCAGAACUUUGGCUCGAAUACGAUCGAGAGCAGCUCGCGAUCGUCGAAAACAAAGGUCGCGGUUUGGGAACUAUGGGGCAGUGGGAGGGAAAAGACUAUUGGUACGGAGGGAAGAUCCAGCAAGUUGCCCGUGUCGUGAAAGCUGGAACGUCUUUCAAACUCGAACUCGAGAAACCAGAGAUUCGGAGAUCACAUCGAUUUUCUCGGUUCUUGGGGUCUCGGCGCAUCCUUCAAGCCCGCGUGCCAGAUAACCUUACCUAUGGUAAAGUCGGCUCGGAUCUUCGGGAAUUCUUCAUAUCAAGUAAAUUCGUAUUGUGUGGCCGCGUCUUCGUACCCUUCCAUGCUAAGGAAGGGAGCGUGUACCUUUUUGAAACGAACCAGAACAUUGAUCGGCAAACAAACCUUAGCGAGGGCGACGGUCACAGACUGACACUCUACCAGUUUGUUAAGUGGCAUAAUCCUCCGAGGUUGAAUUCGAUGCAGCCUAUCAGCAAGUGGUCUACAAGAUGGGCGCUCGGCCUAUCAACAUCGAUACCAACAAUUGAAUUUUCUCCAGAAAACAUAUCUUUCAUCGAUGACCAAUAUGCUAUGGACUGGGACGAGGGAAAGCCGCCGGCGGAAAAAAUCAUGACUGAUGGGUGUGGUUAUAUCAGUGGUGCGGCCUUGACGGCCAUCAAGCGCGUCAUGAAGUAUUCAAGUAGGCCGACCGCCGUACAAGGACGCAUUGCCGGUGCCAAGGGGAUGUGGGUUCUGCACCCAUAUCCUGCACAUCAAACCCACGAUGGACCACUGAAAAUUUGGAUACGUGACUCACAGAAUAAGAUCAAGAUUGGCUCGCUACACAAGGUCGAUAGUGCGCAUAGGAUUUUCGACCUCCUUGCGCCAUCUCGGGUAACCGGGCCAAGCCGUCUGUCGAGCCAGACACUUGUCAACUUGGCACAUGGUCAUGUUCCCUUUUCUAUUCUGAAGGAUCUCAUGGCAGAUGGGCUUCACGAGGAAGUCCGUCAACUGACGGAAUGGAGUGGACCGGACAGCAUGCUUAUGGUCUGGCGAGCUGUAGAACAAGCUGGCCGUGUCGUAACAUCAAGACUGCGGCGGCGCAUUGCUGGUCAGGCACGAGCACUUGGUCUUGGCCAACUCCGACCCCACGAGGAGCUCGCUGGCGGAAUUGAUGGUUCUGACGAUGUUGCAGUAAACCCAUCACUGCAUGACUCGGUUAAUCAGGGCCGCAAUCCUCACAGCGGUGAACCACUGACUCUACACGAGUCUGUCCUUGAACUACUGCAGGCCGGUUUUCAUCCUCUCAAGCUUGACCGACUUUUUUACAAACUUGAGUACGUGGUGACCCAAGUCCUCGAUGACUACAUCAAGAAAUUCCACAUUCCAGUCGAGGAGUCCCUGGAAGCAUAUAUCAUACCGGAUCCAUAUGGGGUCCUCGAGGAGGGGCAAAUCCAUUUUUGCUCUUCCGAAUUAAUCACUGACCCCGAAAGCGGAGCCCGGAUGAAUACUGUGACUGGGCCUGUUUUGGUGUGGAGGAAUCCCACAAGACUUCCCUCCGAUGUCCAGAAGGUCACUGCUGUCAGCCACCCAAAAUUGGAUGAAUACUUCGAUGUCAUCGUGUUCCCUGUGAAGGGAAAGCGCUCAUUGGCAAGCUACUUGGGUGGAGGAGACACGGUCACGUUGGUCUGGUCCAAACGGCUUGUCGAAAACUUCAAUACCGCUCCACUGUGUAUGGCGCCUGCAGGUUUGGGUGACGACUUUGAGCGAGAAGUUGAACAGGUUGAGAAAUUUAAAGAACGAAUAUCCAAUCUCUCCCCAAAGGAGGCUCAAACCGCGUUCCAGAAGGCCCUCCUUCUUGGACUCGCAGAAACAAAAAUCGGAUUGUAUUCGAAGUUUCAUGACCUCGCCGUUAAACGCCGUGUCUUCGAAGAAGAUCGCAAAAAUAACGGAAAACGUAAACCGUACUACAUGGCCGCACUCGAACAGAACACCGAGGGCCAAGAGGUUUCGAAACGCAAGGGCUCGACGCCCUACCUUCUCGACGCCCUUGUUGACGAGGGCCGUCGUCUCCGCAACAAUUUCCUCAAACAUGCUGUAGACCACGACCUCACUUUACCUUACCUUCGUGCGUCUCGUAGGGCAGCGGAAGCUUUGCAAGACGGUUUCCACGUUCUGCAAGACAACUUGAGCGUUGUCCAAGCCCAUGUCAAGGAAGCACAUGGCAAGUGGCAGGCCGCCGUUUCUCUCCAGAAGAAGGCUUCAGAAGGGAGGGGGUCUUCGGAUCCCAAGACACAAGCGAUCCAAAAGUCAGUACAACGCUUUGCACGGUGGCCAGACUCGAAGAAGAUAUUAUUUUUUUCUGACGAGGGUCGCAAAACUAUCAUGGCAUCCUAUGCAUACACUCUUAGUGGUUCGUUCGGCUUCUCCGUUGCCUUCGCAGAGCUCUGCGCCAUCAAGGCACGAGCUCAAGGUGCUGUGCUUUUUGCAGAUAGAUUUGCAGACGUGAUGUGCAUACCUAACAAUACCCUACGUGCCCUUUCACAAGCACAGGAUGACGCGGAUGAGUGA